AUGAUCUCAGCUUUGAUCCCAUUACAGUGGGCGGGACUCGCAUUCUUGGUCCUUGCCGUCGGAGCACGAGGUGACCACUUCGAAGUGGAGCUUUCACAGAAUAGGAACAGGCCUGUGGACAAAUAUAUGGACAAUGGCCUACGACUUCCUAUGUCCACGCCAGCUCCCAAUCCACGUUUCGCCGCGAUAGCCCUGAAACGACAAGAUGGCUCAAACAACUGCGGCUAUUACGAUAAUACCAUAUUCAGCGGCCCCUGGAAGUGUGCCGGUACAUUGACGUGCGUCACGAGAGGCAGCGUUUUCGGCUGUGGUUCCCAUGUCUGGCAGGCAUGCUUGACAAGUAAAGACCCUAUUUGCGUCUCGAGUGCCCAAGGUGCCUUUACUACAUGCUGGUUGGUCUCCAUCAUUCUGUCGGCUGCACCAUUGCUGUCUCUUGAGGACAGACACAUAUGGCUGACCUUUUCUUCCAUAACCAGCACGGAGAGCAACUAUCCCUAUUGUCAGAAAGCUGUGAAGUUUAGAACGAAUGGCGAUUCCGUGGUUACUCUCGUUGCUUUUGCGUGUCAGAACAGUUUAUUCGACGGCAUUCAGUACAUAACCGACCCAGUCAGUAGUUCGACAGUAGUUAGUUCCUCCGCCAGUAGUGGUUCCUCGACUACUUCGGCAACAUCUACAAGUACUCUACCCACCAUCUCAAGCACAGCGACCUCUAGUCCAGCCCAAGACGGCCCACCAAUAGGGGCAAUUGUUGGCGGUGUUAUCAGCGGCCUCUUGGUGGUGGGACUGGCAAUCUCUGCCAUCGUUUGGUUUCUGCUACGAACCCGUAAGAGAGCCAGUGCCAAAGGUGACGACAACAAAAGCGGCCCAUCCAUCACGAACCAGCCGUACGUCUACUCAGCUGUGCCCCCUACAGGAGGGACAUCGGAGUGGCAGUCUCCGACCGCGACUCCUAUGUACGAACCUUAUAAGAGCAAUCUUCAGUCCCCCACCUCAGAUGUGUAUCAACACCAGUCCAUGGUAGCAAGGUCGCACAGCCCGGAUCCCAUUCCAGCUUCCAGAUCCGGGGCAUUGCCUAGCGACUAUUCUUCGAACCGCAUAUCUGAGGUGCCGGCUACCAACCCCGCUGGCACAGGGAAUAACGCUUCUGAACUACCUUCCGAUCACAUUCAGAGAUCUUCGUUCGCGCUCUAG
Messenger RNA from Colletotrichum godetiae, 1191 nucleotides. RefSeq lists its product as uncharacterized. The coding region runs from base 1 to 1191 and encodes 396 amino acids. The record is from RefSeq and is a predicted model, not a curated record. The transcript has 2 exons. NCBI's taxonomy places the organism in Eukaryota, Fungi, Ascomycota, Sordariomycetes, Glomerellales, Glomerellaceae.